AUGAAGCUGUACCUGCUGCUGACACUCCUACUGGGGGCUGUGCUCCCUGUACCACUUCCCCAAAGGCUCAGCGGCUCAGUCCCUGAGGAUUUCUCUGCUCCCCUGGAGCUCCCACAGCAGCACUUCGGCCUGGUGGACGAUUAUGGCAUUAAACCGAAGUACCCCCGGUUCCAGACUCGAGCACCCCGGAAGCAGCCAGCAGGCCUGCACCGAGCACACAAGAGCAAGCGGGAUGAGCCAGACUUGACAGAGUAUUAUUAUGACAAUGUCCUGUGAGCUUCCCAGGGACUUGGUGCAGUGGGGGUCUCCAUGAGCCCUAGGGACUCCAGCUCUGGCCCUGUGCACUAGUUGCUUUAUAAAAGGUGUGCUGUACAGCAAGACAGACUGAGGAGCUGCUCAGUGAUGGCUGCUGGGGUGGGGUGGAAAGUGAAGGUAGAGGGCUGCCCCUGCUUCAGCCUAGUCCCCCUUGUCCCAGGGAUGUUUCUUCAGCUGCUGGAGAUGGUGUAGCUGAAGAUGAAGCCCCUAAAAUUACUCCUCCCCCCUAAUGAAGGCAGCCUGUCUCCACCCGAGUGCCGAGGGGGGGAUCCCAGGCAGAGAGAACUGAGAUCACUCGUCCAUAGAAAGCCAUUCUGUGCAGCCCCCCCGGCUGCCACGUAAGCUUCUCUGCCAUGAUGCUCAAUCUACUUUGGGCUUGGAGGUGCUGGGUGGGGCUCUCUGAAGAGGCCCCUGGGAAGGAGAAAAUGGGCAGGAUGCCUAUGUAACAAGGCUGUGACAGAGGAGC
This is a messenger RNA of Dermochelys coriacea (leatherback sea turtle), 781 nucleotides long. RefSeq names its product chromosome 6 C11orf94 homolog (gene FREY1). The transcript has 3 exons. The record is from RefSeq and is a predicted model, not a curated record. NCBI's taxonomy places the organism in Eukaryota, Metazoa, Chordata, Testudines, Dermochelyidae. Bases 1 to 276 code for a protein of 91 amino acids.